AUGAGUCCACGUAAAAAAGCUAAAGUCGACCCAAAAAAUGCUGAAUCAAAGAAGACUGUAAACGAGGAAGAACACGAGGAAGAGUCGAAUGAAUCUGAGGAGGAUUCGUCUGUGGAGGGGAGCGUGGACUCCUCAGGAGAAGAGCUGCUACUAGAUGAUAUUUCAUAUGAGGAUUCGACAUCUGAUGAGGACUGGGAGGUUAGUCCCAGAAAGAGGAAGAGACCCAAUCUGUCCUCCGUAUCGCCAUCGCCAGCAAAAUCUAACAGAUCCGCUUCACCUGGAUCUGCAAAGAAGGGCAAAGGCAAAGCCAAGGACAAGAAAAACACAGCCAAACGAUCGUUAUCAUUUUCCUUAGGCAUCUCAGAUGAUAAGUGGCAUACAGCGGAUGAACCUGAUAUUGAGCCAACUCCCCCAUGCUUCAGACCCAUGCGAAAUCCUGGACCACAGCUGCUCUCUAGUGCAUCAUACAGUCCUUUACAAUUUUUUCAAUUGUUUUUUUCAUCAUCAACAAUGUUGAAAAUUGUAGCCAACUCUAAUGCCUACGGGGCCAGUGUUCGUGCUGAACGGAACCAAUCAUGGAAGGACAUUUCGGUGAAAGAUUUCAAGUCUUUCCUGUCGAUGGUCAUUUACAUGGGUUUGAUAAAGUGCUUCAACAUCACAGAUUACUGGAAAAAGGCUGAUGUCUACAGUCUGCCGUAUCCACUACGAGUCAUGACUUCUAGGAAAUUUCUGAACAUAUCUAGCGCUCUUCAUCUUAGUGAUCCCAAAGAAGAUGCAGAGAAUGACAAAAAGAAGGGAACUCCUGAAUAUGACCGUUUGUUUAGGAUCAAACCGCUUUAUGAUAACAUCAGAGAAACCUGCAAAACAUAUCUUCAUCCAUUUCAAAACAUCUCCAUCGAUGAGAGAAUGGUAGCAUCUAAGGCUAGAAAUGGACUCAAACAGUACAUGAAGAACAAACCUACGAAAUGGGGUUACAAAUUAUUCGUACUGGCUGAUUCUCUGUCGGGUUACACGUGGGACUUCUUCAUUUAUGAGGGUAAAACGACCCACAAAGUUUCAGACCCAAAGCAAAGAAAGGGGGUUGGCUAUGAGACUGUCAUGGCACUGGUGAAUGAAAAAGUGUUGGGCAAUGGAUACAAGCUGUUUGUUGACAACUUUUACACGAGCCCCGCACUCUUCAGGGAUCUUCUCAGUAAGAAGAUUUAUGCUUGCGGGACCCUUCGAGCAAACAGGAUCGGGCGUCUAAAAGCCACAGCUCCUCGUGGCAGUAUACGCUGGUUCAGGGACGACAAACUCCUGUUCGUCGAAUGGAAGGACAGGAGAAAUGUUUUGAUGUGCUCCAGCUUUCAUAAAGCAUUCAAUGGAGAUAAAGUGACGAGGAAGGUGAAGGGAGAUGAUGGAGUUUGGAACGAGGAGCAAUUCCCAAUUCCGCCUGCAGUGUUGGACUACAAUAAGUACAUGGGUGGAGUCGAUCUGUCUGACGCGCUUAUUGGAUACUACACAGUCCUACAUAAAACGAGAAAGUGGUAUCGGUCCUUUUUUUACCACUUCGUGGACAUCGCUGUUGUAAACGCUUUCAUUUUACAUAAGCACGUAGCCAAAUCGAAGAACCAGAAACCAAUGACCCAGAAGGAGUUUCGGGAGGCUCUCGUCUCAGAGCUGGCAGAAACGGAGCCUCUACCUCUCCCUUCACAAGUACGUAAGGACGCUCCUAAAAAUUUACACCUGCCCAAGUACAUCUCUGGAGACAGCACAGUUGGAAGGCGCAGUUGCAGAGUUUGCCACUCCAAAACUCCAGUUAAAUGUGUCUCUUGUGAUGCCAGUUUGUGCUUGGUUUCCACGCGCAAUUGUUUCACUAUCUGGCAUAAAGAAGGUUAUGUUAAAGAGGAAAACAAAAAAGUAACAUUAAAAGAAGAAAUAAAAGAAGAAGAAGUAGAAAUAAAAGUAGAAGAAGUAGAAGUUACAUUAGAUGCGGAGCCAGAAGCCUGAAAAGAAAAGCUGUAAAUCUAAUGCAUGGUGCAUGGCAGCUGGUGCCACUGGUAUUAUGGUAGUGCAUGAUUUAUGUUGUAGCUGUAUGAAAAGUAGUUGUUUUUUUACACUGUUUCAGUCGUAUACACUGAAAAGUUUACUUUAUCAUUACUGUACUACUAACGCCGAUUUCUGAAUUUUAUUUUAGAAAUGUGCCUUUUCAGAAAACCUGUGGUAUUUUUAUCUUCAGGUAUGAAUGAUGGAUUUCUUUGUCUGGAUAUUUCUAGCCUUAUAUGUAUGUGAGCUUAUUUCUUUCUUUAGCCUACUUCUUAUUCUUUAAAAACUUGUUUUUUUUGGAACAUGCUGGAUGUGUUUUUUACUGUAUGUCCUCAUUAAACCAAAUAAAUUGUAAAUCCUGUGGAAUAUGUU
Misgurnus anguillicaudatus (oriental weatherfish) is the source of this 2397-nucleotide messenger RNA. RefSeq names its product piggyBac transposable element-derived protein 4. Lineage: Eukaryota; Metazoa; Chordata; Actinopteri; Cypriniformes; Cobitidae. The record is from RefSeq and is a predicted model, not a curated record.